This is a messenger RNA of Wickerhamiella sorbophila, 1419 nucleotides long. Its product is annotated as Protein FIZZY-RELATED 2. Gene Ontology annotation, molecular function: protein binding; ubiquitin ligase activator activity; anaphase-promoting complex binding. The record is from RefSeq and is a predicted model, not a curated record. Gene Ontology annotation, cellular component: anaphase-promoting complex. The transcript has a single exon. Bases 1 to 1419 code for a protein of 472 amino acids. Gene Ontology annotation, biological process: positive regulation of anaphase-promoting complex-dependent catabolic process; anaphase-promoting complex-dependent catabolic process; positive regulation of ubiquitin protein ligase activity. Lineage: Eukaryota; Fungi; Ascomycota; Dipodascomycetes; Dipodascales; Trichomonascaceae.
AUGGAAGAACGACUGGGGUCGGUGCCCAGCACGCCAAGGAAAAAGCGGACAAGAGACCGCUUUAUACCCAAUCGCUCUGCCAUGGACCUUUCAGGGGCAUUCAGUCUUGCCGGUGAAGCUCGUUCUCCGUCUGUUACCAACUCCGAAGUGGCUGAUCAGGCGUACUCUGAAGUUUUGAAAGCUGAGCUGUUUGGCACGGAAUUACCCUCAUCAGCGGCGAGCACAUCGUCGUGGUCCUCGCCACAAUCAUCUAUUGGGUCUAGUCCCGAUAGGAAGAAUCGUGGAGGACGAAGAGAAACCCAAUCGCUGCCGACGACGCCAAGAAAAAACCGAAACCUGUUUUCUUACUCGCCUUCGAAAAGAGCUACCAGGGCCACGGAGAACGAGGUUUUUUCUUCUUCUCCAAUGAGACUAGACUCGCAGCUGUUUCUAUUAUCGCCCAAGAAACGGCCACGGGAAAUUGAACGCACUCCUUAUAAAGCGCUGGACGCUCCUAUGCAUGCAGAUGAUUUUUACCUCAACCUCUUGGAAUGGGGCCCCCAAAACUAUUUAGCUGUCGGAUUGGGCUCUUCUGUGUAUAUAUGGAAUCGCGAAACCGAGGAAGUACAUGAAUUGUGCCAACUUGAUACCGAUAAGGUGUGCUCAGUCUCCUGGAUCAAUACGGGGACUCACUUGGCGGUAGGCACUCAAGACGGGUUGGUACAGAUUUGGGACGUUGAGAAUUCAAGGUGUAUUCGCCAAAUGCGCGGCCACACUCGAAGAGUUAUGUCUCUUUCAUGGAAUAGCCAUGUGCUGUCGUCAGGCUCGGAGGAUACGACGAUUCUCCACCAUGAUGUACGAAGCCAUGUGCAGUACACUCAUCAGCUGAAGGCACAUCGAGGUCAGGUGUGCGGUCUUCGUUGGAACACUGAGCUCAACCAGCUUGCCUCGGGCGCUAACGAUGACAAGGUAUUUAUUUGGGAUGGCAUGAGCCAAGAACCGCUAUAUGAGUUUUCAGAGCACCGUGGUGCGGUCAAGGCUCUUGCGUGGUCCCCCCAUAACCGAGGUCUACUGGCUACUGGUGGUGGCACGUACGACCGGCGACUCAUCUUCUGGAAUACGCUGACCGGUCAGCGGCUCUCUGAGUUCGAUACCGGCUCCCAGGUCUGCAAUGUGCUAUGGAGUGCCAAGACUCGAGAAAUCGUGUCUUCGCAUGGAUUCUCAAACUAUCAAAUUGCUAUAUGGCAGUAUCCCAGCAUGCAGCAGGUGGUGUCGCUAACCGGCCAUCAGAGCCGGGUGCUCUCGCUGUCACAGAGUCACGACGGAGAAAUGCUAGCGUCGGGUGCCGGCGAUGAAACCGUGCGUCUGUGGAAUAUUUAUCAAGGUGACAAGACGAAAGAUGGCGACUCCCGUUUGAGCAUCUACAGUCAGUUGAGAUAA